This is a messenger RNA of Knipowitschia caucasica, 264 nucleotides long. NCBI's taxonomy places the organism in Eukaryota, Metazoa, Chordata, Actinopteri, Gobiiformes, Gobiidae. The record is from the annotation of a GenBank genome assembly.
AUGAGCGAGCUGGAGGAGGACUUCGCAAAGAUCCUGCUGCUGAAGGAGGAGAGGAUACGCGACUUGGAGCGACGUUUGAACGACAGGGACGAGGAGAUCCAGGAGCUUAAAAGGAAACUGCACAAAUGUCAGUCUGUUCUGCCCAGCGCGCAGCAACUUAUCCCCCCCAGGACCCGGAGAGCGCAGGGCAUCUCCGCGGAGCCACAGCCGCAGCAGGACUUGUCCAGGCAGGCGUUUCGCAAAUUCGCCAAGUCGGAAUGGUGA